CUCUAACUGCCUCGGCUGAUGAUGCCUCUGGGACUGGCAGUGGCACUCGGCGUCCUCCCACAUCUGGAUCGCAGACACUUCCAACCCAGGCUUGCUGGCAGCCCAGUCCUACACGCCUGUGACCCCUCAACAAGGUAACUAUCCAUUCACUGGGCACUUGCUUUGUCACAGCUCUGGGGCUCUCUCACAGCACCAUAAGAAGGAAAGCAGGAUUAAGAGAUACUGAGAUGCAUGUCAAGGAUGCUGAUCAGCUGCAAGAGGAGGAGGAUGGAGCAAGUGUCAAUCAGUUCAGCUUGAACAUCCAUGGUCAGCAUGCUACACAUUGGCAGUGAGACACAGGAGCCAGGCUGGCACCGGCUGCAGCAUGGAACAUGAAGCUGCACAGCUGGAGAAGCAACAUGUCCACAGCGUCUACGAGAGCACCGCUCCUUACUUUAAUGAAGUGCAAAGUAAGGCUUGGCCCAAGGUCCGUCAAUUCCUUUUGGAGCAAGAGCCUGGCAGUCUCAUUGUGGAUAUAGGUUGUGGCACUGGGAAAUACCUCAGUGUGAAUAGUGAGAUAUACAAUUUAGGCUGCGAUUACUGUAAGCCUCUAGUGGACAUUGCAAAGAAUAACAAAGUUGAAGUCAUGGUGUGUGAUAACCUCAAUUUACCCUUUAGAGACAAAUGCUUUGACACAGUGAUCUCUAUCGGAGUGAUUCAUCAUUUUUCCACUAAGCAAAGAAGAAUCCGAGCAAUAAAAGAGAUGGCAAGAAUUUUGCUUCCAGGAGGUCAAAUUAUGCUCUAUGUUUGGGCAAUGGAACAAAAGAGCCGCAGGUUUGAAAAGCAGGAUGUAUUUGUACCCUGGAACAAAGCAUUGCUGUCUCGACAACCAUCUGAAACCAACCAGUCUGAAAAUAAAGUGAACACUACUUCUAAAACGAAGCUUCACGAUGUGGCCCCAAAGCAAAUGGAUGUUUCUGAAACCAUUAAUGAAAGUAGCUUUAGGCCGACCCAUCCUUCUAAGCAAUCCAACAAUGCAAACAGUUGCACACCAGCAGAAACAUGCUGCCUAACGUUUCCUAAUGACAAAAACAGACUGUAUAGUUCUAUAGGACGUUCUCUCCGUUCAUGGUUUAUCUCUCGUUCCCUUGAUGAAUCCACAUUGAGAAGGCAAAUUGAUAAAAUGAAGUGUCUUAGCCCCGUAAGUGGGUGGACAAGUGGCACCAUAUCUAUUCAGCCUUCAAGGCACUGUAGCCUCGACCUUGGUCAUCAGAGAUUGUUAUUAAAAGAGCACAAUGUAGACGAUGAUGAUGUAUUUCUGAAAAAUGAAUCACAAGGAAAAUCUGAGUGGGUGAUAGCCUUAAACACAACGCAACAUGAAAAUGGAAGAACGUGUGGACUGGUUCCAGACGGUGCAGAACAGACUCCGUUUCCUGAUGAAGCUAGGUACUGCACUUGUAUAUGCAGCAAUGAAAAAGACAACACAAAACAAAACAAAAUAUUAAAAAGAACUUCGACUACAGAGUCAAAUGAAUCUGUUUUAGAUGAAACUGUAGCAGCUAAUGAUCAGGAAACGUAUAAUUUUGACUCAGAAGCAUACAUGAGAUAUUAUCACGUGUUUCGUGAAGGAGAACUCAGCAACCUUAUAGAAACGGACGUGCCAGAACUUCGAGUUAUUAGUUCAUGUUUCGACCAUGGAAAUUGGUGCAUAAUUGCACAAAAGAAUUAAUUCCUUUUCCUCCCUCGUGUUUAAUGUGUUGUAACUUGAAAAGCAAAAAGUACCUCGAGGUAACAAAGAAGAAAUGCAAUACCUUUGUUUAGAAGUGUAUAUUUAUUUUUUUAUUUAUGAAGAGAUUGACAUAUAGUUUUUGUUAUUUAUUUAAAAAUGUGUUACAUUGGGUUCCGUGUAUAAACUUGAAAGUACUUGACAAAAAAAAUAAGAAAUCAGGCUAUUGCUGUAUAAGGAAGAGUAUUAUAACAUGGUUACACACAGCUUUGUUAUGCAAAACAAGGACAUGGAUUCCCUGUCGCAACAUAAAACAAAUACUUAUAUUGAAGGAACAGGUUGAGAUAACCUGUGAUUUAUAUUUUCUUUUACGUAUAGAUUUAAAGGAUACAUUUUUUUAUUGCAGUUUGUUUAUGAUAUUUAUGAUAUUUUUUUUAUCAGAAAUUAAGAAUCAUAGCAAUACUAUUUGCCAUCUUAUGAUAGUAUAUCUAAAACAUGGAUAUAGUACUUUUGGGAUAGUCAAUUGGGAUAGAACAGUUUUAGUUAUAUCAACAGCCGUUCAUGACCUUUAUUGUCUGACAGGUUUAGUAGGGGAGUGUAAUAUUUGUUCCUCCUUUGUAUAUAAAUAUAUUGGCAAUUAUCUAUAAAUAGUGUUUUGUUCGGAAAAAGUGCUUCAAACUACUAAAAGUGGAGCAAUCACCAUGGAAGCCAGUGGAACCAGCAAGCACAUUCCAUUGGCGAUUCCUCUUUAUUUUUACAUCUUUGCAGCAUUUUAAGAACACAACACUUUUUACAUGUAACCCCUAUGUACUUUUCCUGAUAGAUCUUGCUGCUAUAACAUACCAGGUAAACCUUUUUUUACAGGUUUUUUUUUUUAUUCUACAGUAUGUGAGAAUGCUUUAGAUAUUGCAGUCCUUCUACACCGCACAGGUAACACCACUGAGGGGCACUGUCAGCUUCUGAAGGACAUAGUGGAACUCUAUCAUAUCUAUGUACAGUGUUUUCAUGGUCUCCAUGACACAUAUCUAAAUGUCGCAUUUCCCUUUUUAUUCAUCAUUUUAAACCUUUCUGAUGUUUCUCUCAUCAUUUCCGUUUUGCUUUCUUGAUAUUUAGGUUGUAUUCAGUAAAACACAGAAUUGUAAUUAAAUUAAAAUUGAUUUGCAAAAAAAUGGGAAAGUAGCUUAUUUGGAACCCUCCACCCAACUGCAAGGCAGUUAUAUAGUCAAAUCUUGGGUAUUUUAGCCCAAAUGUUUCAAAAUGGUUUUCAAUUCACUGAAAUUUUGUUAAUUUAACCAGUUUGUGUUUUCCAUACUAAAUUCCUCUCUACCCACGCCCCUCAUGAAUAGCCACAUUCUAUCCUGCUCAUUUCAACCUUCAUUUGUAUCACAUAUAUCUGCUGCCCUGAAUAUAUCACCCAAUCUGUAUAAGUUUAUACUCUAUGGGGCUUAUUUAUCAAACAGGUUUAUUUACUAAAGUGAAAAUUCAAAGUAAAUUGAAAGUGAAUUUCCAAUUUAGGGUCAAAAUAGUCACGUUUAAUUCUCACUUCUGUGAAUGAACCUGCAAUUCUUCUGAAGAGCGAUGGGAAAAUUAUUUUAAUCACAUUUAUUAAAAUGUUCUGCAAAUAAUUUAAAAAAGGAAUGUUUUUUAACUACUAAAUUCCGCCAGUUUUCACAGACAUUUUCGUUUCAAAAGACCGACAAAAAAAAAAAAGGCAAGCGAAAAGGCAGGAAAAAGAACAUUUGUUAAAAGAUUAAUAAAUCCAUUGUGAUGCUGAAAAUGGUGUACAUUCGAAACUGGUGUACAUUCAAAACUGGUGUGCAUUCAAAACUGGUGUGCAUUCAAAAAUUGUGUACAUUGAAAAGAAGCUUCAGAUGAAAGCUUGUGUUGCUGAAAAUGGUGUGCAUUUAUAAAUGGUGUACAUUCAAUAGAAGCUUCAGAUGAAAAAAAGUGUACUUUGAUAAAUCUCCCCAUACAGUUUACCUUCCGCAUCUUUUCCU
Messenger RNA from Pelobates fuscus (common spadefoot toad), 3702 nucleotides. It is a transcript of the gene TRMT9B, whose product is annotated as tRNA methyltransferase 9B (putative). Gene Ontology annotation, molecular function: tRNA binding; S-adenosylmethionine-dependent methyltransferase activity; tRNA (5-carboxymethyluridine(34)-5-O)-methyltransferase activity. Gene Ontology annotation, cellular component: cytoplasm; nucleus. The record is from RefSeq and is a predicted model, not a curated record. Gene Ontology annotation, biological process: tRNA wobble uridine modification; tRNA methylation. The transcript has 4 exons. The coding region runs from base 365 to 1708 and encodes 447 amino acids. Lineage: Eukaryota; Metazoa; Chordata; Amphibia; Anura; Pelobatidae.